AUGGACUACUGUGCAUUCCUGCUUCUCCGGGUGGGAGCUGAUGGAGCUGCAAUGUGCGGUGCAAGGACCAUCAAAAUAGACUUGCAGGCCUUGGGACGGUUGCCGACUCCCCCUGCCUUCAGGAAGGGGAAUUCCCUCUCCAUCGAGCAGAGUCUGGCUGGCACUUACGAGGUGAAGCUGCCCCGGAUCACCCAGCUUGGAAGCAGGAGUGAAACCUGCCAUGGAAAGUCCUUAGCAGCUGACCGGGAGCAGAGCUUUCUCCAGCCUUUCCCAUCGGAAGUUGUAUUUCAGGACUUCGUUCCCUGUGAGGUCUAUGAAAAGCUGCUGGUUCUGAGGAACAGUGACAAGGUUCCUCAGCUGGUGAAGGUCAUCAUGGAACGCUCACCGUAUUUCAAGUUGGUGAUCCCCAGUGGUGUGUACCGUAAGAUACCACCUGGCCUGACUGCAACUUUCCGCAUCCUUUUCACCCCUGAGGAGAACAAGGAUUAUUUCCACCAGCUCACCUGCAUUGCAGGAAAGGAAAAGCUUAUUGUGCCGAUCCGAGCUAUAGGUGCUCGACCUGUCCUGGACUUCCCUGACCAGCUGCACUUCUCCGUCUGUCCAGUCAACUACAGCACCGAGAAAACACUGCUCAUUCGUAACGUCGGUAAUCGGGAGGCCCACUACCGCAUCAGCACUCAGAGCCCUUUCUCUGUUAGUCCCUCCGCUGGGAACCUUGGGGUUGGUGAAGCCACACAAGUAACGGUGGAGUUUCACCCAGUGAAGACGGGGGAUCAUUCCGGGUCCCUGAUAGUUCACUAUGACACAGGUGAAGAUACCCACACAAGCCUUUAUGGAGCGGCUGUAGAUGUCAACAUCAGGCUGGAGAGGAGGUCCUUGACAAUUGAGAAGACUUACCUCACUCUGGAAAACCGCGGCACUGUGGUCAUCCACAAUCGGAGUGGAAUCACUGCCCACUUCCAGUGGAAGGCUUUUGUUACUCAGGAAGAGGAGGAUAAGCGGAAGCUGAGGCUGUGCCAGAGGCUGCGCAGCAGGGAGGAUGACAUGUUGGAUUGUUUUCUCAAGGAGUGCUUGGAGUUCUCCAGUCUCCGAGAAUGCCGUCCUCUUCUCUCCGGCAACGUCCGGAACCAGAGUGCGAAAGGGCAAGGAGACCGCACGCUUUUCUCCAGUGAUAUUUUCACCAUUGAUCCAGUGGAAGGAGAUGUCUUGCCAAAUUCUUCAGUUGUAAUUAAUGUGAUCUUUAAACCCCAAGAAGCCAGAGUCUACAAACAAAUGGUCUACUGUGACAUCUCAGGCCGUGAAACCAGGCUGCCCCUGCGCAUCAAAGGGGAAGGCAUAGGGCCCCAGCUCUGCUCUGACUUGGACCAGCUGGACAUCGGGAAGGUCUCUGUUGAAUCAGCGCAGACUUAUGAGAUGAUCCUGUUUAACAAAGGAGCCAUUGAUGCUUUCUUCAGCCUGGAGCCUCCAACUACAGCUCUGGGCUCCUGCUUCACCUUUCUCCCUCAGGAAGGUCUCAUUUCACCAAACAGGCUCCAAAUCAUCAAGAUCUCCUUCAGUUCCACCAUCCUGGGGGAGUUCACAGAAGAGUUCAGAUUCAAUGUAAAUGGAUCCCCUGAGCCUGUGACUUUGACUAUCAGGGGCUGUGUUACCGGACCACUUGUUCAUUUUGAUGUGCCUUCUCUCUCCUUUGGUGAUGUCUCCUUUGGCUUUCCUAGCACAUUGUCCUGUCGCCUCAUUAACACCUCCUCGGUGCUCAGGACCUUCAACCUUUACAUUCCUGACGAUGGCUCAGGAGAGCCCAGUGUCACCAUUUCUGAUCUGAUGUUGGACAACACCCUCCCAUCUCGAAGAAGGAGAAGUCGAAGACAGGUCAGGCCGACUGAAUUUACCAUCACUCCUUGCAGAGGGAUCAUCCAGCCCCAGGGAUUCCAGGAUAUCCAGAUCACCCUGUGUUCCAACACUGUGAAGAAAUACCGUCUGGCACUGGUGGUGGACGUGGAGGGUGUUGGCAAGGUGUCUUCAUUGCUCCUCAGAGCCAGGUGUGUCAUUCCUCAGCUGCGAGUGCUCAACCCUGUUGUGACGUUUGAAAAUUGCUUCCUGAAAGUCCCCUGUCAGCAGACGCUGACCAUUGUGAAUGACAGCAAUCUUCCAGGCUGCUAUAGGGUUCUUCCUCAGGAACACAAGGACGCUGCUGCUGUGCAGUACUCCAGCCCUGUGCCAUGUGGGAUUAUCCAGCCUUGCAGCUCAGUGGAGGUCCCAUUUACGCUGGAAGCCCAGGUGACGGGAGAGCAGGACUCUGUUGCUCGUGUUGCGGCAUUUGGGAUGGAAGAAUUCCCACUGGAAAUCCAUUUGGUGAGCAUUGCAGAAGGACCAGUUGUCUAUGUCCGGCCAAGUAAAAUAAAUUUCGGCAGUAUCCAAGUCCUACAAGACGCUUCCCGGACUCUCCGCCUCUGCAAUCAAACCAUCAUCCCUGCGUCCUUCACGGCACAGAUGGCUGGUAAACACUCACGCUGGAGGAUUGAACCCAGUCAAGGAGUGAUUCCCCCCAACACCGAGGUGGCUCUGGCUGUUAUAGCAAACUUGGAUGGCAUCAAGAAAUUCAAGGAUGAGGUGAAGGUGUUCAUAGGGAACAGCCGGAGCUACAUCAUCCCGGUCCAGGCUGUUGGCGUCGGCACCACGACUAUUAUCAACAAACCUAUUGCUCCAGAGGUCAACUUGGGGCCCCACUUCAGGUAG
Molecule: messenger RNA, 2736 nt
Organism: Cuculus canorus (common cuckoo)
Lineage: Eukaryota; Metazoa; Chordata; Aves; Cuculiformes; Cuculidae
Product: hydrocephalus-inducing protein homolog
Exons: 18
Coding region: 1-2736 (911 amino acids)
Biological process (GO): cilium movement; axonemal central apparatus assembly
Cellular component (GO): axoneme
Source: RefSeq, a predicted model, not a curated record